AUGACAGCGAUCGCUGGGAGCCCUGGAUCGUGGAGUGAAAAUAUACUGGAAUAUUUUCUGAGAAAUAACCAGAUUACAACAAAAGAUGGCGCAGAGAUCACCUGGUAUCAUGCAGCCAACCACAAAGCUCAGAUGAAUGAGGCAGUGAAAAGUACUGCUCACAUGUUAGAAGCUGAUGUCCUCCUUCCUGCUGAUGGAUCAGAAUACAACCAGCCAAUCAUGGCCCAUCCUCCUGAGACAAGCAGUGAUAACACGCUAGAGGAGUGGCUGGCUGAAGCUGUGAAAAGCAAUAAAGGCAUCAAGCUGGAUUUCAAGAGUCUGGCAGCUGUAGAACCAUCAAUGAUGUUCUUAGAAAAGGUGAAGACAUAUCUGAAUCGUCCUGUGUGGAUUAAUGCUGAUAUUCUUCCUGGUCCAAAUGGAAGCAACAAGGUUGUGGACGCAGAACUAUUUAUAGACACUGUGACAUCCUUCUUCCCAGAUGUGACAUUUUCUCUCGGUUGGACAACAGGAUGGCAUCCUCAGAAAGUCAAUGAAGGUUACAGUUGGGCAAUGGUGAAGGAGAUGGAGUAUAUAUGUGCGGGGCUAAGUCAGCCUGUAACCUUUCCUGUCAGAGCAGCAUUAGUCAGACAGUCUUGUCCUCAGUUCCUUUGGUUGUUAAAACAAUCAAACCGGUACAGCCUGACUCUUUGGACUGGAAAAGAUGAUAACUAUUCUGUGGAAGAUUUACUUUAUGUUAGAGACCACUUUGACAAAAGCCAAGUUUUCUAUGACCUCUCGGAACCACAGACCCAUGAGUUUAACCAAGCCAUAUCUCUAAAAGGAAGAUUGUUAUAA
Elephantulus edwardii (Cape elephant shrew) is the source of this 834-nucleotide messenger RNA. RefSeq names its product family with sequence similarity 151, member B (gene FAM151B). The transcript is spliced from 6 exons. NCBI's taxonomy places the organism in Eukaryota, Metazoa, Chordata, Mammalia, Macroscelidea, Macroscelididae. Bases 1 to 834 code for a protein of 277 amino acids. The record is from RefSeq and is a predicted model, not a curated record.